CGCGACGCGGCGGGAAGUAUGCGACGAAUCGCAGUCGCGCACGCACGAAAAUCGGAUCGAGUGGUGCCGCCGGUCGGCGAGCCGGCAUGAUUGAGUUCAACCUUCAACAAGGUGCUGGUGCCGAGGAGAGAUUUGAGGGGUUUGAAGAUGGCGAGGGGAAAGUGUCGUUGACGCAGCUGUGGGAGGUUGUGGUGAGGACCAAACGUCUUCCAGAGGGCCUGGAUGCAUCCCUCCUCUACCACGGAGUUUGUGACCGUCUCCGUGCCCCAGAGCGUGAAGUCCGUCUACAUGCUCUUCGAGUCCUCCAGGACCUGAUACCAGCUACAAACCAACAUUGUCUGGACAAGCUCAUGAGGCCGCUUCUGCCUGAGCUGGUAGAAAACGUGGGCCAUGAGGCUCCAGCUCUACGAAAAGGAGCUAUUGACGCACUGAGGAAGUAUCUGCAACACACUGAUGAAUGUGAUAGGCUGUUGGUGGAGCUGGUGUUGGCUGCAGAAGAGAACAGUGUGGUGGCAGCCACUCCAUUCCUGAUUACUUCCGAGAUAACAGACUGUACAGCUAGAAAAGUUGUCGAUCAGCUAUGGCAGGACCUCAACAGCCCUCUUUUCAAUCAGGAAGUGAUCGCAAAGUCCCUAGCCAGGAUAAGGUACAUCCUAGGAGAAGAAAGAUUUAAGAGUUUGCUAGGAAGGCAGCGUUUUGAAGAACUGGUUAAAAUAUGUGAUAAUUACGGAAUUCCUAUAGACUACAGUGACGGAGAUAGCAGUAGCGAAAAAGCCGUCUGGACCAUGGAUGAGCUAAUAGAAGAUAGGGUAAUAUUAGAGACUGAAAUUACUUUGAAGACUGGUCCCGCUAUUACGAUGAAGAUUCAUGAAGAAAGUCGUCCCGGAAGUAUUAUGGACAUGAUUUGCAGUGACGAAGAAAGCAGAAAGGAUGAAGAGUUUUACGGUUCGCCGAAGAAAACUCCUCGGAAGGUCAGGUUUGGAGGAGAAUCUGUUAAGAUGCGUACUCCUGAGACUGACAGUAACCAUGGUAGUCAAGAUUGUCAAGAAGAGAUUAGGAUCACUGUCACAGACGCAGUCUCUAUCGAAACUAGAAAAAGCCUUAUUCCUGUUAGGAUAACCUCAUUGCCUAACAGUCCCAAGAAAUCACUUCUUCCGAUGGCCAAGAAACCCAGGUUACAUAAGUCUGCUCCAGAUCUGAGGACAGGAAGGUCCAGGAUACCUAUUUUUAAGAAAUCGGGUACUUCGGGGAAGAGUACCGACAGUUCAACUCUCAAAGAAGGUCAAACAAAAAGACUCUCGGUCCACCGUAAAGAUGCAGAUUCCAAAACCAGUCCUAAAAGGAGGGAGAUGUACAGUCCUGUUCCAGUUCACAGAGAAAUUGAAGUAUUUCACAACUUAACCAGAAGCCCAGAAAGGAAGCGAAGAUCCCCAGUCGACUUCGAUAUAAAGAAAAUAGACGAAGAGGAGCAUAUCAGUUUCCAAGUAUGCACUGAUGGAGCAGCUUCAAAAACUGAUUCGUCUAUAACCCCAACAUCAGAGCCCCAGAAGACAGUAUUGGCUCAUGUACUUGCUCUUCCAGCACCUAAGAGUAAUAGUGAGGAAGAUCAGCCGAAUUCUUACGGUAGCUUCCAAAUUUGUUCGGAAUCUGCUUCCAAAUCGGAUGCAACAAAAUUACAAAUCGCUCCUCCUGAAGGUCAAAGGACUCGCUCGAGUACACCAAACAACGCCACACUAGCUUCUUCCAAGAUGUCGGAACCUACCAAAACCACACUAUCUUCCCCGGAGCCUUCCAAAAUAUUAGCUUUGCCAGCACCUGAAGACGUCAAUAGAAAUACGAAUACCACCUACAACAGUUUUAAAGUUUGCGAAGAAAAGACUAAAUGUGAAAAGGACGAGAGCUAUGAUAGCUUCCAGGUCUAUCAGACCCCAAAUGCAAUAGAACCUUCGAAUCCAGAAAACGAAGCGAAACCUCAAAAAGAAGAAUUUAAUAGCUUCCAAGUAGAGAGCGAAGAAGCGAAUAUGAACCAAAGUUACCCAAAUUACUCCCAAAAUGGGACACCUUCCCAGAGUACCAAGAGCAACGGGUUCAAUUUCCAUCAACUUUCAUCAUUGAGUGCAGAGGGAAAUCUGUGGAGUAAUUCAGAAGCCCUGGAUAACCUCAUCAAAAUGCUAAAGCAGCCCAGUACUUUUGAAACUUUAGAAGCACCUCCAUCUGCUCUACUGUUUGAGGCACUGUUUGCAUGCAAGAACUUCGACAAAAUACAUUUUUUAGUGGAUGAUGCGCUGGUUUUGCUGAUAAAGGGUUUACGAAAAGAUGUAUUGGAGCAAUGUCUAAGUCGCCUAGCAGUAGGAAUAUGUAAAAUUGGAGCGCCUUCGGGAGUCAGUUUAGCAAUGAUGAUUACGAAAGUACUACCUGCUGUCAAGCUUCAACAUGAAAUCAUGGAAAAGUGUUUUGUGCAUAGACUCCGUGAAGGCGCUUUACAGACAUUGCUCGCUUUUGCGAGAUUGCUACCCCGAAAUGAGCUACUCGUACCGAAAAUGACAGAAUUUACAGCUGCGGCCCUGAGGGACAGAAGGAGAAAAGUACGGCAUGCAGCUUUGGAAAUGUUGGCGACUCUAGCUGCUCUCUCCUCAAACACGGAGGUAUUGGAUAUGGUAACGAGAGUGACAAGUAACUUUCCAGAGCAACAGUAUCUACUCAAAGUCGUCCGUACCAGGUUGUCAAGAAAGCAGCUGCCAGCGGUUGACAUCAACGGUACGGUACGUUAUUCAACUCCAAGAGACCAAACUGAAGUAGAGUGGUUAUCAGGAAGUAGUGGAAACGGCAGUUCUCCACCAUCUUCAUCUGCGUCAUCAUCCAAUCAUUCUGUCAACUAUUGGAAGUACCACUCCAGGCAAGAUGGUGAACAGCUUGACGGACUUGACUUAUCAAAUCAGGACGACCUGAUCCAAAAUGGACAACAGAUUUGGGCGAUUGAUGCAAACAGUUUUGCCAAAAAUACAUCUGGCAGGAGGAAUGGAGACAGAGUACCACCUGCCGCUGCAGUACUUCGCCCAAUGUACGUGCUUCGUCCAGAAGCGGCAGUGGUACACGCGAGACGAAAAUAUGACAGAGGUCGGUCCUUUUCACCACCAAAGCGUCAACAGCAAACCCAGAUGGAAAAGCAAGAAGUGAUGCAGAGGAGAAGAACGUUGACUAGGCAGGAGAGUAUCGAAGAUGAAGGCGAGUAUGGGGAAGAUCAAGGUGUUGAUGAUAAGGUGGAAAGCACGGGACAUUUCAAGUACCAUCGUAGGUUUCAGAAGAGCUUUUCUUCUGAGCAACUAUACGAAGAUAAAAGGGCCAAGAAAGAUCAGUAUUUUUCUUUAUCAAGCAGGUCGUCCACUACCUCAACAGAAUCUACUCGUAGUGGUAUCUGGAACCGUGACAUGCGUUCCGGUAUACCAAUCCCGAUAAGCAGUGAUAUCAAGCUCAGACUACGUACCAAUAACGCUUCCACGAAUAUGGGUGCCAGCGCGGGUCCCGUUAUUGCUCACAGAUCCAUCCUGACCAGCCCAGUGACACCAGUCCGCAUCUUCCAGCCUUCACCAAGCCACCAUCGCCAUCCAGACACCCCCGCACCAUCCCGUCUACCCCCGCACCCCCUCUCCACUUCAGGCUCCAGCGAGUCUUCCUCAGGGUACGGCACCCCACCCCCGAAUCACAACCGCUCCCAACAGGCCUUCGUCAGGCUCGACGGAGAUGGCGGAAACGAGGAUAAAAAUAACAAUGGUGAUGGACGGAGUGCGGAAGGAGAGGCAGGGGCGGAUACCUGCAGCGAAACUUCCACGAAGCGCAGUGACGCCACCGUGGUCAGUUUCGCGGAUGGUGAGCUGGGAGUUGGGCAGCGGACCUUAACGCCAAGUUCAGCUGAACUAAGUGAUGUGACUGAAGAAGCUCAAUAUUCAAAUGAAGCUGGAAGAGAUCAAAACGACAAUCUCCAGGACCGCCAGGAGAGCGUUGGAAGUUAUAGCACGGAGAGUUUCAAGCAAUUUCCGUUCGGAAGUAGAAUACCGCAGAUUACCGACGGGACCAGAAGUAAAAGCAAGUCGGUAGUUGAUCUCCAUCAGAGCUUUCUUCCAGAUAUUGGUGUUAGGAAGAAUACCAAUUCUGCUCCUCUUCUGAAAGACCUAGCUAUAAGCAGUAACAAAGAAAGUGAAUUAGGAGUACACGAAUACGACUCCAAAAGUCCAUCUUCCUCCUCAAUCAAACUGGUCACCGAAGAAAUGGAGCCUCCAGCACUGCAUUUACUGGAUGUGAAUGGAUCUCACUCGGAAGCUACCAGUGGACGGAAGCUGACAAGGAGAUUGACGCGAAGUCAAAGCAGAAGAUCGAUUAAGUCAACUCCAAGAAGUAUACAGGAAUCAGCACCAACAUCAUCAAGAUCCACAGCAAAACCCAAAGAACUACUCCAACAAUGUUUAGCUCAACUUAAUAACCCCGAGUGGGAGGUAAUGCUUCAAGGCUUGAAAAAUCUCAGUAAGCUGGCUAGGAAUCACCCCGAUAUUGUGGAGGUUCAGAUACACACCAUAUGUGCUAAUCUAGCUAGGCAUAUAAAGAACCUCAGGUCUCAGGUUGCAAGAGCUGCUUGUCAUACAGCUUCAGAAUUGUUUGAAACCUGUAAGAGAAGUUUGGAAAUGGAAUUAGAAGAAAUUGCCGGUCCACUGCUUCAUCGCACAGCAGAUACAAACAAGUUUCUCCGUGCAGAUGCUAAUGCUGCCUUGGACGUAAUGUGUGACCACAUGCCAACAAGUCGGGUCAUCUCUGUGGUCACAGCGAAAGGAUGCCAGCACCAAAACGCGAUUGUAAGAUCUGCAGCUAUGAGGCUAAUUGAUGAUAUCGUGAGGCGUGUAGGUGCAGACAGGGUGUUUCAGCUCCCAAAAGAAGUAAGAGAUCGCCUGCUGGUAUCUGGUGCUAAUUCACUUACAGAUGGUAGCUUGGAGACACGAAAUUUCGGAAAGAGCAUGAUAUCUCAACUGAUCACACAUCAUCAUUUCCAGAAGAGCCUUGUAGAUGCAGUUCCCCAAAGUACGUUGAGGCAUAUCGCAAAGACAUUGAGUGCAAUAAAGAGUAGCUGUACGUGAAAUAUGUAAUACUUGAAUUAGAUGUAGUUAUUAGUUUUGCAUAAAAGUGAUACGGACAAAGUUAUCAAUAGAUAAGUUGAAUAUAUCUUCUCUAUUAGGAAAGGGUACGUUUGGGUGAAGCCUGAUAUGAAAUUGAACUGAAAGGUCGAUUGCACAACGAAAUUUCACAGUAGACAAAAAAUAACUGCAAUAAACGGUGCAUUUAUUUUAUAGUAAUUUGGUAAUGGUACGCUCGUAUUGAACGAAAAGUACAUCUCGUACACAUUUUGAAAAUCUGGUGAACGCGCAUAUCAUUAUAUGGAUUUAAAAUAGUGGUGAAAGUACAGUUGUAUUCAUAAAAAAAGCGUACACGAAUUAGAAUGAGAGGAAACCUUAACCUUAUUUGCGUAAAACCGGCUUAUCGCAUGUUAAAGGUUAUUUAAAAUGCAAAGCAUGGGCGUCGGGCAUUAGUUCAAUACAGUAACAAAAAUGUAUUUCUUUAUUUUACAUCUUAACAGUUUUAUAAAAAUUACAAUAGAAACAAAAAACGAUUAACAAGAAUAAAUAAAAUCUAAUAUUUGGUCAUAUAUCCCUGUUUUUCUAUUACUUGAGCCAGUCUAUUCGGAAUUGACUGAAUUAUAUUUGAUACAAUAUUUGGAUCAAGCUCUUCCCAGCACGCAUGUAUUAUUUCC
Messenger RNA from Acanthoscelides obtectus, 5794 nucleotides. The record is from the annotation of a GenBank genome assembly. Lineage: Eukaryota; Metazoa; Arthropoda; Insecta; Coleoptera; Chrysomelidae.